This is a messenger RNA of Triticum turgidum subsp. durum (durum wheat), 2748 nucleotides long. The record is from the annotation of a GenBank genome assembly. Lineage: Eukaryota; Viridiplantae; Streptophyta; Magnoliopsida; Poales; Poaceae.
AUGGAUUGGCUCCUGACCACCGGCUUGUCGGCCACCGCCGGCGCGUGGGGCGCCCACGCAGGCCUCGGCGACGAAGUGGGCAGGCUGCGCUCCGUGCUGUCCCGCGUGCACGCGCUCGUCGAGCGAGCGGAGCAGUGGCGGUUCGCCAACCCCGGCGUUGCCGAUCUCCUCGCACGGCUCAGGGACGCCGCCUGCGACGCCGAGGACCUCGCGGACGAGCUCGCCACGGACGAGAAGCGGGCGAGCCAGAGCCUCUUCCCAUCCGUGCGCGGUUUCCUGCGCGGAUUGGUCACCGGCGCGGCGGAUAGAGCCAGAGCCGUCACAGUCCGUGCCCACGAUCCCGGCGGCGGCGGCGGCAGCGCGAAGCGACGGAAGAGCCGUGACGGCGUGGCCGUGUUGGCGAUCCUUGGCAUGGGCGGCGUGGGGAAGACCACUCUGGCGCAGGUUGUGUACAACGACCAGAGGGUGCAGGACCACUUCGACCUGCGGAUGUGGGUUUGCCUGCCGGAAUCGCCGGACGUGACACUGGUGACCAAGGUGAUCAUCGAGUCGGCAACCAAAGGCGCGGCGGCGCAAACCGGCCUUGCCAAUUUGGACUCACUUCAGGUGGUUCUCAGAGAUUUGGUCAGUUCCAAGAGGUUCCUUCUUGUCCUUGACAAUGCCUGGUGUGAGGACAGUGUGGAGUUUCAGACACUCGUGGCACCACUGAAGUUUGGGUAUCCUGGAAGUGCCAUCUUGGUGACCAGUCGCUCUUGCAAGGUUGCGGAUGCCACCGGAGCAGCGGAGCUGUUGUGUCUGAAUGGAUUGCCGGAGGAGGCUUACUGGGAGCUGUUCAAGCAGUAUGUAUUCGGCAAUGAGGACCCUGCCGGCCAUCCUGAAUUGGUGGCCAUUGGGAAGAAGAUUGCCCACAGGCUCAAGGGCUCCCCUCUUGCUGCCAAGACUGUCGGCGUGGCACUGAGCUCUGACAUGAGCACAAAGCAUUGGAGCAUAGUCAUGGCAAGUGGGUUGUGGGAGCUUGAUCAAGGUGCAGGAGGCAUUCUCCCGGCUCUCCGACUGAGUUACCAGUACCUCCCGGCACACCUCAAGCAAUGCUUCAUAUUCUGCGCGAUAUUUCCGAAGGGGUAUAUCUUCGGGAAGGACACUCUUAUUGACAUGUGGAUUGCAGAAGGCUUCAUCUCACCUCAAGGCGACUUUGGGAGCAUAUGCUUGAAAGAAUUGCUCAGCAGGUCCUUCUUUCAGCAACACAUGUUCAGUGACUCCUGUUAUGUCAUGCAUGACCUGAUGUCUGAUCUUGCACAGUCGCUCUCUAUAGAUGAAUGUUUUUGUCUGACUGAUGAAAGAUGCCUUCCGAAAAUCCCUUCAACCAUUCGCCAUCUGUCAGUGUGCACCAAACAUCUUGAACUGAGCAAGUUUCUUGAACUGGGUAGAUACACAAAGCUGCGGUCACUUUUGAUUCUCGGUAUGUCUGGGCAAGAUUUGAGUUGCUCACUUGACAUUUUGUUUGAUAAACUGAGUAAUAUCCGCGUGCUGGUGCUACGGGGGUGUGCGGUCAAAGAGCUCCCUAGGAAUAUUGGCAAUUUGAAACUUCUCCGGUAUAUCGAUAUCUCUUACACAAAGAUCCAAUGUUUGCCUGACUCCAUUUGCCAACUAAACAAUUUGCAAAUUCUGAAUGUACUGAACGUCCCUCUGAAGAACCAUCCCAAAGGUUUGACUAGAUUAGUCAAUCUGAGGAAAUGUUACGUGAAUGAACCGAUUACUUCGGUGAUGAGCAAUAUAAGCAAUUUGACAUCACUCGAGAACUCGUUGGUAUUUGAAAUUCCGAAAGGACAAGGGCACAGAAUCGCCGAACUGAAGGACAUGACACAGCUGACUGAAACUUUACAUGUUACGAAUCUUGAGAAUGUUGUGAAGGAUGAUGCUUUAAAAGCCAAGAUGAGCACAAAGGCGCACCUACAACGGUUGAUUCUGGAAUGGUCUUCAAGCAAAACUGGUAAUGCGGAAGUCAGCAAUGCCAAGUAUUCACAAGAAAGCAUUAUUGUUGAAUCAUUUGAGCCCCAUCCCAACCUUGAGAGUUUGAAAUUGAAGCACUACAGUGGCAUCCCAACACCAUCUUGGUUGCAGGCUGGAAAACUUUGCUGUUUGUGCGAGCUCAGUCUCUCCAACUGCCAUUUCCUAACUGAAGUCACCAGCCUCCCUUCUUCCCUCAGGAGGUUGCACAUCAUACGGUGCAGAAACCUCAGGAGUCUCGAUGAGUGUCUACAGGCACAGAGCUUGCAGGGAAUCACCGAAAUAACUGUUAUGAACUGCUCAAAACUAGCAUUGCUCCCUGUGGAAAGAUUUCGGGGCUUUGCUUCUCUUCGCGUAUUGGAAAUUCAAAAUUGUCCAGAGCUUCCACCCACAAGGAAACUGACCCUGCCGCCAUCAAUGGUGGAGUUGCUUAUGAGAUCAUGCGGCCAUGUCGAUGCAUCACUUCCAUCCUGCUUGCACAACCUGCCUUCACUUGUAAGCUUGAUUAUAUACAACUGUCCUAACUUACUAUCCCUUCCAGCAGAAAUAGUUUCGCAGCUGCGAUCACUCCGAGGGAUGUAUGUCGAUAACUGCAGCAGCCUGCGAUCCUUGGGUGGACUGCACCACCUUUCGUCACUCAUCAACCUGCAUAUUGUGAACUGCCCUAGGUUGACAGACCUUGAUCCCUUGAUGUUUCUGGACGUCGGCGAAGGCCAGGGUUACAGAAGCUGGAGUGCCUGA